Messenger RNA from Tachyglossus aculeatus (Australian echidna), 7515 nucleotides. RefSeq names its product calcium voltage-gated channel subunit alpha1 E (gene CACNA1E). Gene Ontology annotation, biological process: chemical synaptic transmission; calcium ion import across plasma membrane. NCBI's taxonomy places the organism in Eukaryota, Metazoa, Chordata, Mammalia, Monotremata, Tachyglossidae. The transcript is spliced from 49 exons. Gene Ontology annotation, cellular component: neuronal cell body; voltage-gated calcium channel complex; membrane. The record is from RefSeq and is a predicted model, not a curated record. Gene Ontology annotation, molecular function: high voltage-gated calcium channel activity; calcium ion binding. The coding region runs from base 27 to 7040 and encodes 2337 amino acids.
CCUUCAUCCCCGUGAGCCCCGAGGUCAUGAAGCGCCGGCGGGGCGGUCUCAUUGAGCAGCGGGACAUCAUCAAGGCGCAUGAGGCCCACAAGAUGCAGAGCACGCCCCAGGCCCGGCGGAAGGAGUGGGAGAUGGCCCGUUUUGGGGAAGCCGUGGUUGGCAGGCCUGGAUCCGGAGAAGGAGACUCCGAACAGAGCCGGAACCGGCAGGGGACCCCGGUGGCAUCCGCGGGGACCCAGGCGGGCUUCAAGCAAUCCAAGGCCCAGAGGGCACGGACCAUGGCACUGUACAACCCCAUCCCGGUCAGGCAGAACUGUUUCACCGUCAACAGAUCCCUGUUUAUCUUCGGCGAGGAUAACAUUGUCAGAAAAUACGCCAAGAAACUCAUCGACUGGCCGCCGUUUGAGUACAUGAUCUUGGCCACAAUUAUUGCGAACUGCAUUGUCCUGGCUCUGGAACAGCAUCUCCCCGAAGAUGACAAGACUCCCAUGUCACGGAGGCUGGAGAAGACGGAGCCUUAUUUCAUCGGGAUCUUUUGCUUUGAAGCUGGAAUCAAAAUUGUGGCCCUCGGAUUCAUCUUCCACAAGGGCUCUUAUCUCCGCAACGGCUGGAACGUCAUGGACUUCAUCGUGGUUCUCAGCGGAAUCCUGGCCACAGCUGGAACCCAUUUCAACACCCACGUGGACCUACGGACCUUGCGGGCUGUCCGCGUGCUGAGACCUCUGAAGCUCGUGUCGGGCAUUCCCAGCUUGCAGAUUGUGUUGAAGUCCAUCAUGAAGGCAAUGGUACCCCUCCUCCAGAUUGGUCUCUUGCUCUUCUUUGCCAUCCUGAUGUUUGCCAUCAUCGGCCUGGAGUUCUACAGUGGGAAGCUGCACAGGGCCUGCUUCAUGAACAAUUCAGGUAUACUUGAAGGAUUUGACCCACCUCAUCCGUGUGGGGUGCAGGGCUGCCCUGCGGGCUACGAUUGCCGGGACUGGAUUGGUCCCAACGAUGGGAUCACCCAGUUUGACAACAUUCUCUUUGCCGUGCUGACCGUCUUCCAGUGUAUCACCAUGGAAGGAUGGACUACCGUGCUGUACAAUACCAAUGAUGCCUUGGGAGCCACCUGGAACUGGCUGUACUUCAUCCCUCUCAUCAUCAUCGGCUCCUUCUUCGUCCUCAACCUUGUCCUGGGUGUGCUUUCUGGGGAGUUUGCCAAAGAGAGAGAAAGAGUGGAGAACCGUCGCGCCUUCAUGAAGCUGCGGAGGCAGCAGCAGAUUGAACGGGAGCUGAACGGCUAUCGAGCCUGGAUCGACAAAGCCGAGGAAGUGAUGCUAGCCGAAGAAAAUAAAAACGCAGGGACAUCGGCUCUAGAAGUCCUUAGAAGGGCAACCAUCAAGAGGAGCCGGACAGAAGCCAUGACUCGGGACUCAAGCGAUGAACACUGUGUCGAUAUCUCCUCUGUGGGCACCCCUCUGGCUCGUGCUAGCAUCAAGAGUACCAAAGUAGAUGGGGCCUCCUAUUUCCGGCACAAGGAGCGACUGCUGCGCAUCUCCAUUCGCCACAUGGUCAAGUCCCAGGUGUUCUACUGGAUCGUUCUGAGCGUCGUGGCUCUCAACACAGCCUGCGUAGCCAUCGUCCACCACAAUCAGCCCCCCUGGCUCACCCACCUCCUCUACUAUGCAGAGUUCUUGUUUUUGGGGCUCUUCCUCUUGGAGAUGUCCCUGAAGAUGUAUGGCAUGGGGCCACGCCUAUACUUUCAUUCCUCAUUCAACUGCUUUGAUUUUGGGGUCACGGUGGGAAGCAUCUUUGAAGUGGUUUGGGCAAUUUUCAGACCGGGCACCUCUUUUGGAAUCAGCGUCUUGCGGGCUCUCCGGCUCCUGAGAAUAUUUAAAGUGACAAAGUACUGGGCAUCCCUGCGCAAUUUGGUGGUGUCCCUGAUGAGUUCCAUGAAGUCCAUCAUCAGCCUGCUCUUCCUCCUCUUCCUCUUCAUCGUCGUCUUUGCCCUGUUGGGAAUGCAGCUCUUUGGAGGCAGGUUCAACUUUAGUGAUGGGACACCUUCAGCCAACUUUGACACCUUCCCCGCAGCCAUCAUGACGGUAUUCCAGAUCCUGACAGGAGAGGACUGGAACGAGGUGAUGUACAAUGGGAUACGCUCUCAGGGCGGGGUCAGCUCAGGCAUGUGGUCAGCCAUCUACUUCAUCGUGCUCACCUUGUUUGGAAACUACACCCUGCUGAAUGUCUUCUUGGCCAUUGCCGUGGACAACCUGGCCAACGCGCAGGAGUUGACCAAGGAUGAGCAGGAGGAAGAGGAGGCCUUCAACCAGAAGCACGCCCUGCAGAAGGCCAAGGAGGUCAGCCCGAUGUCCGCUCCCAACAUGCCUGCUAUCGAAAGAGACAGGAGGAGGAGACACCACAUGUCGAUGUGGGAGCCGCGCAGCAGCCACCUGAGGGAGCGCAGAAGGCGGCACCACAUGUCGGUGUGGGAGCAGCGGACCAGCCAGCUGCGGCGUCACAUGCAGAUGUCCAGCCAGGAGGCCAUCAACAAGGAGGAGCCCCCUCCCAUGAACCCCCUCAACCCGCUUAACCCUCUCAGCCCCCUCAACCCCCUCAAUGCACACCCCAGCCUCUACCGGAGGCCCAAAGCUAGUGAGGGCUCUGGGCUGGAGAAGUGUGAGGAGGAGGAGCAAGGGGGUCAGGGGGAGCCUCCCCAGGCCGGAGAGGCCCCGGAAGACCCCAAGAGCCCCACAUCCCGGGCCAGCGGGGAGCUUUGGCCGCCCAGGCCGUGCCACGGGAACUGUGAGCUGGAGGCCGGGGGCGGCGGCUGGACCGGGGCUGGGGGCGAGGAGCGAGCCCGGCACAGACAGAGUCAACGCCGCAGUCGGCAUCGCCGAGGGAGGACCGAGGGCAAGGAACCGCCUGGCACAACCGAGGGCAGGCCCGCCAGCCAAGACGGGGGACUGCACGAGGGCACCCCGCUCCGUGAAGAGGGGGAUGGGGGUGCAAAGCACAGCCAGGCAGAGGAGGAGGAGGAGGAGGUGGCUUCAGCUCAGGAGGAAGAGAGGAGCAAGGAGCUGAGAAGAAGCACCAGUCUGACGCCCCCCGAAGGCCCUGUUUUGUCUGGAACAGUGGAGAGCGGUGGUGUCCCCCUGGAGCUGGGGGCGGAGGUGGGGGUGACCGGUCCGGAGGGCGGCGGCCUGGUCCCCAGUGAGCAGGCGCUGCUGGGAGACCUGCACCUGGAGAUGGGCCGGGCCAUCAGCCGCAGCGAGCCCGACCUCUCCUCCGUCAUCGCCAACACUGAGGAGGCCCCCGAGAGCACCACCGUCACCGUCGCCAUCCCUGACAUGGACGCCUUGGUGGACUCCACUGUGGUACACAUUAGCAACAAGACAGAUGGGGAAGCCAGCCCCUUGAAGGAAGCAGAGAUGAAAGAGGAUGGUGAGGAGGUGGAGAAGAAGAAGCGGAAGAAGGAGAAGGGCUCAGACACGGGCAAAGCCAUGGUGCCUCACAGCUCCAUGUUUAUCUUCAGCACGACCAACCCAGUGCGGAGGGCCUGUCACUACAUCGUCAACCUGCGCUACUUUGAGAUGUGCAUCCUCCUGGUGAUCGCCGCCAGCAGUAUCGCCCUGGCCGCCGAGGAUCCCGUGCUCACCAACUCGGAGAGGAACAAGGUCCUGAGGUACUUUGACUAUGUUUUCACGGGAGUGUUCACCUUUGAGAUGGUCAUAAAGAUGAUAGACCAGGGCCUGAUCCUGCAGGAUGGCUCCUACUUCCGAGACCUGUGGAACAUCCUGGACUUUGUCGUGGUAGUUGGGGCAUUGGUGGCCUUCGCCUUGGCGAACGCUCUGGGGACCAACAAAGGUCGGGACAUUAAGACCAUUAAGUCCCUGCGGGUGCUCCGUGUCCUGAGACCCCUGAAAACUAUCAAGCGGCUGCCCAAGCUCAAGGCUGUCUUUGACUGCGUAGUGACCUCCCUGAAGAAUGUCUUCAACAUACUCAUCGUCUAUAAGCUCUUCAUGUUCAUCUUUGCCGUCAUCGCUGUCCAGCUAUUUAAAGGGAAGUUCUUUUAUUGCACGGACAGCUCCAAGGACACGGAGAAGGAAUGCAUAGGCAACUACGUAGACCACGAGAAAAAUAAGAUGGAGGUGAAGGGUCGGGAAUGGAAGCGUCACGAGUUUCAUUAUGACAACAUCAUCUGGGCCUUGCUGACCCUCUUCACUGUCUCCACGGGCGAGGGCUGGCCACAGGUGCUACAGCAUUCCGUGGAUGUGACCGAAGAGGAUCGGGGCCCAAGCCGUAGUAACCGCAUGGAGAUGUCCAUUUUCUAUGUGGUCUACUUUGUGGUCUUCCCCUUCUUCUUUGUCAAUAUCUUUGUGGCUCUGAUCAUCAUCACCUUCCAAGAGCAAGGGGACAAGAUGAUGGAAGAGUGCAGUCUGGAGAAAAAUGAGCGGGCCUGCAUCGACUUUGCCAUCAGCGCCAAACCGCUCACUCGCUAUAUGCCGCAGAACCGCCAUACCUUCCAGUACCGCGUCUGGCACUUCGUGGUGUCCCCAUCCUUUGAAUACACCAUUAUGGCCAUGAUCGCCCUGAACACGGUGGUCCUGAUGAUGAAGUAUUAUUCAGCCCCCUGCACCUAUGAGUUGGCCCUGAAGUAUCUCAACAUCGCCUUCACCAUGGUGUUCUCCCUGGAAUGUGUCCUAAAGAUCAUUGCCUUUGGAUUCCUGAACUAUUUCCGGGACACGUGGAACAUCUUUGACUUCAUCACGGUGAUUGGCAGCAUCACAGAGAUCAUCCUGACUGACAGCAAGCUGGUGAACACUAGCAGCUUCAACAUGAGCUUUCUGAAGCUGUUCCGAGCCGCUCGCCUCAUCAAACUCCUCCGCCAGGGCUACACCAUCCGCAUUUUGCUGUGGACCUUCGUGCAGUCCUUUAAGGCCCUCCCAUAUGUCUGCCUCCUGAUUGCUAUGCUGUUCUUCAUCUACGCCAUCAUUGGGAUGCAGGUUUUUGGGAACAUCAAAUUAGACGAAGAAAGUCACAUCAAUCGCCACAACAACUUCCGCAGUUUUUUUGGGUCUCUCAUGCUGCUCUUCAGGAGUGCCACGGGUGAGGCGUGGCAGGAGAUCAUGCUCUCCUGCCUGGGAGAGAAAGGCUGUGAACCGGACACUACCGCCUCCUCGGGGCAAAACGAGAAUGAGCGCUGUGGCACCGACCUGGCCUACGUCUACUUUGUUUCCUUCAUCUUCUUCUGCUCCUUCUUGAUGCUCAACCUAUUUGUGGCUGUCAUCAUGGACAACUUCGAAUACCUGACUCGGGACUCCUCCAUCCUGGGGCCACACCACCUGGAUGAGUUUGUCCGUAUCUGGGCAGAGUACGACCGGGCUGCGUGUGGCCGCAUCCAUUACACUGAGAUGUAUGAAAUGCUGACUCUCAUGUCACCACCGCUAGGCCUCGGCAAGAGAUGUCCCUCCAAAGUGGCGUAUAAGAGGCUGGUUUUGAUGAACAUGCCUGUGGCGGAGGAUAUGACUGUCCACUUCACCUCCACACUAAUGGCCCUGAUUCGGACAGCGCUGGACAUCAAAAUUGCAAAAGGUGGUGCAGACAGGCAGCUGCUCGAUUCAGAGCUGCAAAAGGAGACUCUAGCCAUUUGGCCUCACCUGUCCCAGAAGAUGCUGGACCUGCUGGUUCCCAUGCCAAAAGCCUCAGACCUAACUGUUGGCAAAAUAUAUGCAGCCAUGAUGAUCAUGGACUACUACAAGCAAAGCAAAGUGAAGAAGCAGAGACAGCAGUUGGAGGAGCAGAAAAACGCCCCCAUGUUCCAGCGCAUGGAGCCCUCAUCUCUGCCUCAGGAGAUUAUUUCUAAUGCCAAAGCCCUGCCUUACCUCCAACAAGACACCCUUUCGGGCCUGAGCGGCCGGAGCGGGUAUCCAUCCCUGAGUCCACUCUCCCCGCAGGAAAUAUUCCAGUUGGCGUGCAUGGACCCAAACCAUGGCCAGUUCCAGGAGCAGCAGUCUCUGGAGCCAGAGGUUAGUGAGUUUAAAAGCGUGCAGCCCUCUAACCAUGGCAGCUACCUCCCUGCGGACACCCAGGAGCGGGCAGCCUCGGGGAGGGCAUCUUCGAUGCCGCGCCUGACCGUGGAGCCCCAGGUGGUGACAGACCCGAGCUCCAUGAGGCGGUCCUUCUCCACCAUCCGGGACAAGCGCACCAACAGCUCCUGGUUGGAGGAGUUUUCCAUGGAGCGGAGCAGUGAAAACACGUACAAGUCUCGCCGGCGUAGCUACCACUCAUCGCUGCGCCUGUCGGCUCAUCGCCUCAACUCUGACUCCGGUCACAAAUCGGACCCCCACCGCUCGGGUGGCCGCGAAAGAGGGCGAUCCAAAGAGCGCAAGCACCUUCUCUCUCCCGAUGUCUCCCGCUGCAAUUCGGAGGAGCGAGGUCCCCAGGCCGACAGCGAUUCCCCGGAGCGGCGCCAGUCCCGCUCCCCUAGCGAGGACAGAGCCCAGACACCCAACAGGCAGGGCACGGGCUCCCUGAGCGAGAGCUCCAUCCCUUCCAUCUCGGACACCAGCACCCCGAAGCGAAGCCGGCGGCAGCUCCCGCCGGUCCCACCCAAGCCCCGGCCCCUCCUCUCCUAUGCCUCCCUGCUCCGACACACCCGCAGCAUCUCUCCUCCGCCCCCCGACGAGAGUGAAGAUGGCUCCCCGUUGCCCCCACAUGCCCCGGAGAGCAACGACGCCUGCCUGACCGUGUCUUCCAGCUCCCCACGAGGGAACCGGAGCCGCCCUUCCACCCCGCAGCGCUACAUCUCGGAGCCCUACCUGGCCCUGCACGAAGACUCCCACGCCUCAGACUGUGGCGAGGAGGAGACGCUCACCUUCGAGGCGGCUGUGGCCACCAGCCUGGGCCGCUCCAACACCAUCGGCUCGGCCCCUCCCCUGAGGCACAGCUGGCAGAUGCCCAAUGGGCAUUACCGGCGGCGGCGGCGGGGGGGCGCGGGGCCGGGGAUGGUGCGUGCAGCCGGAGGCGAUCUCCUGAGUGACACGGAAGAGGACGAUAAGUGCUAGAGGCUGCUGCCCCCACUCCUCCGAUGCAUGCGCUUCUCCAGUGUGGGGAGAAACGGGACAUAAAUGAGAAGCUACUGAAGCCUGAGGAGAGAAAGCAAAGGAGGAAGAAAGGACACCGUCCAAGACCAGAGGAGGAAGAGGAGGAGAAAAACAAAAUCCGCCCAGUCCACCAAACUUCCAAUUUCUCUUGGCCCAGAUGAGCCUGGCUUAAGUGGUGUAAGCCUGACUCCCUUGGGAGGAGAGGGCCAGGGUGGAAAGGAGGACAACCGCUCCUGUGAUGGAGAAGGAAAUGGCCUCCCCCUUUCCUGGGCCUUGCCCACUCAACUUUGAGCAACAGCAGGAAGCAGCUGAGCUGUUGCUUUCAUCUCCUUGCCAGGGGCCUGGGGAAGGCAACCAGGUGGGAAGGUGGAGGCCACCACAGAUAGCAGUAAGCUUUGGGGUGGAUGCUGCCCUGGCUCCUGUAUUUCAGGGGGAU